Molecule: messenger RNA, 2824 nt
Organism: Penaeus monodon (black tiger shrimp)
Lineage: Eukaryota; Metazoa; Arthropoda; Malacostraca; Decapoda; Penaeidae
Product: palmitoyltransferase ZDHHC5-like
Biological process (GO): protein palmitoylation
Molecular function (GO): palmitoyltransferase activity
Source: RefSeq, a predicted model, not a curated record
ACAUUUGACCACCAUUGCCCAUGGGUCAACAAUUGCAUUGGUCGACGGAACUACCGCUAUUUCUUCAUGUUCCUGUGCUCUCUCAGCAUUCAUAUGAUAUCCAUCUUCACCUUCAGUCUUAUACAUGUGCUUGACAAGAAGGAUAGUUUGACUGAAACGACCACCAUUGUGAGCAUGGUGGUAAUGGGAGUAAUAGCAGUACUGUUCAUACCCAUUCUUGGCCUGACGGGCUUCCACAUGGUGUUGGUUAGUCGUGGUAGGACAACCAAUGAGCAAGUCACGGGCAAGUUCAGAGGGGGCUACAACCCUUUUUCGCGGGGGUGCUGUCGAAACUGUUGCUAUAUAUUGUGUGGCCCCCAGUAUCCAAGUAUCAAACGACCAGCAAAAUAUAUAGGGAGAUAUAGGUUCACACCAUCUUUGAGUCCUCCAGCACCAGUGUCAACAAUAACAAGUCAAAGUCAAGUACGAGUAUAUAUGGACAAUGGUGUUCAGGCACCUAAUUCUACAGCCUACAGUCAAGACACGGCAGGCUUGAUUGCUCAGGAUAACCUGGUGGAGGGGGGAGGGGCCGGAGCAUCAUCUUCGGUCACAGUGAGCACGGGUGGGGCAGGAGAGUGUGAUGACAACAGCCAGCCCCCUCCUGGAAUGAGUCAGAGUCAGGAUUGCGAACCCACACCACCCUUGCCCAGGCAUCCCUCGAAGACUAACUUCUUCCAGCCAGAUGCACCGCCCACACAUCACCACCCGUCGUACCAUCACCACCACCACCACCACGCGUACGUGGACUCCCCUCGUAAGGCAAAUGCUAAUCAGCAGGUCACAAGGCCCCCGCGAUCACCAAACUCCUCAAGGCCACGAGGCUUGGACGGGCGGUCACGAUCCACGACUCCAGACCCUCUAUCUCCAGACCGCCCAAUGCAGACAUCUCCACCAGUCCCUGGGGGUCCACGCACAGGACCAUCUAGUCCUAGUGGCCAGCAGGUCUACCAGGGUGUUCCAGGUUCUCCAACAUUACAUCAUCGCAUGAAACAGUUAGGAGGGGUUCCAACACCUCUGGCAAUGUCAUCUCCUCUCCGUCGAUCGAAUCCCAGUACUCCUACACAACCUCGACGUCCUGAUUUCAUUGGGAUUGGCAAUGAAGGAGGCAGAGUUCCACCACAAUACUACCCACAGUACUCAUAUGAACCACCUCAUAGUUCACAACUAAUACGGCAGCCACCAGAAGCAGGUGGACAGUAUCCUCGUACCACUACAAUGUUUGAUAACAUUCAAGAAUUAGCUGGUUCACCACAACAUGGUCAGUACACUUGGAGGGAUCAGUCACCUCCUCAGUAUUGUCAAGGUGGACCCAGUAACCCAAAUGUUGUCUACCAGACUUGUGCUCUCAAGAGUAUAGAUCAAACCCAACAAGUCCAACUCAAACAUGUCCUGCACCUCAUUACUAUCCACCAAUACACCAUAGUCAAAUGGCAGGUCCACAUGGUGGCCAUUACCCCUCAACUCAUCAGCCAUCAUACAAUCAGCACAUGAGCCACCAAGGCCACCAGGGAUAUCCACCCAGCAACAGAUGGUUGGGCGACGCAACUCAGGACCAAGUUAUGUUGGGCCACAGUCACCGCAGAUCAGACGAAAGAAUUAUGCAGGAGGCCUUGUUACUCCUCCUACACCAACAGAAAGUGGUCGGCCAAGUCCUGGUCAGAAGAGACCAGUUUCUUUUGUGAGGUCCUUAGAUAUGAUGGAUAGUAUAGAGAUGUCAUCACGAGGUCCUCCCCAUCAUCAAGGUCCUCAUGGACCUCCACAUGAAGGUCACCAUGCAGUGAUACAUAGCCAGAGGUCUCAUGGGGGUACGCUCAGCCCAACACACACUCCCAAGCCAGACCACCGUCUGACAACACCACAAGAUCUUGACCGACGAUCGGCAUAUGAUAUGAAUUAUGAAAUCAGUGUGUGAAGUACUAACAGCCUGUUGCAGAUGCCUAAGAAUUUGAGUGUGUUUUUCAUGUUUGUCUGUAUGUAUGUGUGAACUUGUCUGACCAAAACGUUAGAGCAGCAGCAGGACAUAAUUAAACUGAAGAACAUUGAUAAGUGUGAAGGUGGUGACGUGUGACAUUGUGCCAAGCUGAACUGUCCAGAUGAGAUAAAAAGGAGGUCAGAGCAACCUGGAAAAAGAAAUAUUAACAAGAAAAUUUUAACUGACCAAGGUACUGACCUCUUCACAAGAGAACUGGGCAAUUCUUGCCAAGUGUGCACCUAUGCUAGUCACAAAUGUUUCUUUUAGGAGCCAUGACUUGAAAUAAGACAUUAUAAAAAGCUUAGUGUAGUGCAGCUGGGGCAUUCAUGGACAAUUGCUGUGGCUGUGGUAAUGCCAGUAGCUUGUUUGUUGCCCUUAAGACUCAAAAUUGUUUAAGUUUGACUUUUUAGAAGAUGGGCAUUUAAGAGCAUUCAUUGUUUUGAAAUGAGAAAAUUGUGCUCUUAUAGAACAUAAAUUGAGGAGAAUUUAUUUCCUGUUUCUUAGUGAAAGAAAAAAGUGAGCCAAAGAUGGCAUCGUCAAAUAUUCCCCCACAGAACACUUAAAGAACAGUCUUGUCAGGCGCCUCACCACCACUUACACCAGCCCUGUAACUCAUCAACCACAAGCCCUGGGUAGGAGUUGGCAUGCCUCCACAGCCCUUAGAAACUCGGAAGGCUCACAGUAGACCAACAGCCCCGCAAACCAGGACCCACACACGCUGUUCCACCUGCCUCCAACAUUCCUGUUCUGUGUAUAUUUCAUGUAUUUAUACACCUCCCAUCCUGGUAUUAAAUAUAGCCAUACACAUUUUCA